This is a messenger RNA of Alosa alosa (allis shad), 4233 nucleotides long. RefSeq names its product oocyte zinc finger protein XlCOF6-like. The transcript is spliced from 4 exons. Gene Ontology annotation, cellular component: nucleus. The record is from RefSeq and is a predicted model, not a curated record. Gene Ontology annotation, biological process: regulation of transcription by RNA polymerase II. Bases 232 to 2409 code for a protein of 725 amino acids. NCBI's taxonomy places the organism in Eukaryota, Metazoa, Chordata, Actinopteri, Clupeiformes, Clupeidae. Gene Ontology annotation, molecular function: DNA-binding transcription factor activity, RNA polymerase II-specific; RNA polymerase II cis-regulatory region sequence-specific DNA binding.
UAUAACAAUGCGACUUCCUCCGUUACACAGUUACACACAUUGUAACAUUGUCUUCCACCCGUAACAAAGUUACACACAUUGUCUACCUAGGGCUUAAGUUGUUCGUUUUUGUUUUGAUUUUUUUUAUUGGCAUUUUCUUUGUUCAUGAUUUGAUACUUGACGUCUAGCAUACAACAAGAAGUGGGGAUUUGGCCGCCAUAUCUAUUAGCCUUGGCUACCGGAUCAGCAGAAAUGGACCUGUCCCCUACAGACCCCGAGUCUCUGGUCCAAUUGAAGAGGGUAUCAGUGGUGCUGGUGGACUGCUGUAGAACACAGGAACAACGAGGGAGGAACAGAGAGAACAACACAGAUGCAGAACAAUCCAAGAGCCCGAUGGACCUGUCCCCUACAGACCCUGAGUCUCUGGUCCAGUUGAAGAAGGUAUCAGUGGUGCUGGUGGACUGCUGCAGAACACAGGAACAACGAGGAAGGAACAGAGAGAACAACACAGAUGCAGAACAAUCCAAGAGCCAGGUGACAGCAUCUCAGGUGUUCACUUGCUCCCUGUGUCCAUGUUCUUACACGGCUCAGCUCUACCUCCACAAGCACAUCAAGAGGAGCCACACGGACGAGUAUGUGCUCCAGCUGAGGUCUGGAGAGAUCAGACCAGAGACUCUGGCACCUUCUAGUUUUACUCUUGGAGGUAGUACCAAAACCCACCAGCGCAUUUACACAGAAGAGAAGCCGUACCCCUGUAGUGAGUGUGAUAAGAGCUUCAGCCAAUUAAGCAGUCUCAAAACCCACCAGCGCAUUCACACAGGAGAGAAGCCGUACCCCUGUAGUGAGUGUGACAAGAGCUUCAGCCAAUUAGGCAAUCUCAAAACCCACCUGCGCAUUCACGCAGGAGAGAAACCAUACUGCUGCACUUUGUGUGGUAAGACUUUCACUCUGAGUAGUGCUCUCAAAAUACACCAGCGCAUUCAUACAGGAGAGAAACCGUACCCCUGUAGUGAGUGUGACAAGAGCUUCAGCCAAUUAGGCAAUCUCCAAAUACACCAGCGUAUUCAUGCAGGAGAGAAACCAUAUCGCUGUAGUAAGUGUGGUAAGACUUUCAGACAUUUAUUCUAUAUGCAAGCCCAUCAGCGCAUUCACACUGGAGAGAAACCAUACUGCUGCACUCAGUGUGGUAAGACUUUCAGUCAUCGUAGUGCUCUCAUAAAACACCAGCACAUUCACACAGGAGAGAAACCGUACCCCUGUAGUGAGUGUGACAAGAGCUUCAGCCGAUUAGGACAUCUCCAAACCCACCAGCGCACUCACACAGGAGAGAAACCGUACCCCUGUCGUGAGUGUGACAAGAGCUUCAGCCAAUUAAGCAAUCUCAAAACCCACCUGCGCAUUCACGCAGGAGAGAGGAGAGGAGGGAAGCCGUACCCCUGUAGUGAGUGUGACAAGAGCUUCAGCCUGUUGUCCUAUCUCCAAAAACACAGGCGCACUCACACAGGAGAGAAACCGUACUGCUGCACUCUGUGUGGUAAGACUUUCACUAAGAGUAGUACCCUCAGACUUCACCUGCGCAUUCACACAGGAGAGAAGCCGUUCCCCUGUAGUGAGUGUGACAAGAGCUUCAGACAAUUAGUCCAUCUCCAAACACACCAGCGUUUUCACACAGGAGAGAAGCCGUACCACUGUAGUGAGUGUGGCAAGAAAUUUACCGUUAUGUCACACUUAAAACUACACCAGCGCACUCACACAGGAGAGAAGCCGUACCACUGUCGUGAGUGUGGCAAGAGCUUCACUGUUGAGUCAGCCUUAAAAUUACAUCUGCGCAUUCACACAGGAGUGAAGCCAUACCACUGCACUCAGUGUGGCAAGAGCUUCAAUAAACAGGAUCAUCUCAAAAAUCACCAGCGCACUCACACAGGAGAGAGGCCAUACCACUGCACUCAGUGUGGCAAGAGCUUCACUCAGAGUGGUGAUCUCAAAAAACACCAGCUCACUCACACAGGAGAGAAGCCAUACCACUGCACUCAGUGUGGGAAGAGCUUCAAUCGAGAGGGAAAUCUCAAAAAACACCAGCGCACUCACACAGGAGAGAGGCCAUACCACUGCACUCAGUGUGGCAAGAGCUUCACUCAGAGUGGUGAUCUCAAACAUCACCAGUUCACUCACACAGGAGAGAGGCCAUACCACUGCACUCAGUGUGGCAAGAGCUUCACUAAUAGUGGUGAUCUCAAAAAACACCAGCGCACUCACACAGGAGAGAAGCCAUACCACUGCACUCAGUGUGGUAAGAGCUUCACUCGGAGUGGUUCUCUCAAAAAACACCAGUUCACUCACACAGGAGAGAAGCCAUACCACUGCACUCAGUGUGGCAAGAGCUUCACUCAGAGUGGUUCUCUCAAAAAACACCAGUUCACUCACACAUGAGAGAGGCCAUACCACUGCACUCAGUGUGGCAAGAGCUUCAAUAAACAGGAUCAUCUCAAACUUCACCAGUGCACUCACACAUGAGAGAGGCCAAACCAGUGCACUGAAUGUGGCAAGGGCUGACUGAGAAUGUCCGAUUGUAGGAGUUCAGAGAGAGGCUACGAGCUAUGAGGAAGAAAUGCAGUUGGCUGAAUAUGUGAUCAAAUGUUUUUUUUUCAACUGGCGGUCCGCAAACUAUCCCAAGUCGUCCGCGGUAAUAUAUAAUAUAGAGGAGUUGUUUUGCAAUAAUGAAUCAACUUCUAUGUAAAUCCAAACAGUUGCGCAACACCACCAAGGAUGGAAAUGAAAUAUUUCAUCCAUCUGCCACUGUGGCUGGUGGACUCCAAAAUCUACCAGCCACUCAACGUUUUCACCAGCCACUAGAGAUACGGUAUGAAAAUGUGAUAUGAUUAUAGUAACCUAAAUGAUUGUGGUUAUCGUCAUUAUUGCGAUACGAUAUGACUGCCCUCCAUGCACAGUAGCAACAAAACUAAAGGUCAACAGAACAGCAUUCAUAUGCCAUAGUGUCAUGAAAGGGCUGUGGCUCCUUCAAGACAAUCAUUUGGCGUGAGUUCUGGAGCUAUGCAACUUGAUAGCCUCCACCAUCUGCUUUUAAUAUGUACAGAGAACUAGGUUAUAUUUAACAUUUAUUUUCUAUUUGGCCUGUUAUGAAACCAUGCAUGAAUUAAACCUGACCUGUUGUGUCUGAUUUGUUAGAAAACUGUUGAUCCAAAUGAUGAGCUUUUGGUUGACCCCUAGCUCUGCCAAUUUAUCCACCAAUAGGUGGUUAUUAUUAUUAUUAUUUUAAUACCUAUGUAACGCUUAGGGAAUUAUGUACGCAAGGAACUGUAUGACCGAAACAGUGUGAAAUGUGCAAAGUGCCUUAACUGUUUUAAAUGAUGACAUUGUGAGAUAACGAGUCAAUGCAAUAAAUGUUUGUAACCUGUUAAAUUGCAACUGAUCUCUCCUGAUGACUGUAAAAGUGUACGUUGUUAUGUAACAUGUCAAAGUGAUAUGAUUGUUGUCGAAUGUAAACUGUUUGUGUAACUGCUGAAACUGUCUGUAAACCACCAGUACCAAAUGUAACCCGGAGAAGUAAUGUGCGUCUUUUUCAAAGUUGUUGGUUAGAUCCGAUUUCUGGAACAUUCUGAAAGCUAGUUACCAUGGGAAGUGUGAAAACUAGCUAUUGUGGGAAUUAGGGGGUGGACUUGCCUCAGGAAUGUGUGGGGGAUAGCCUAUAUGUUAUAAAUAGGGGUUGAACUAAAGAACGGGCCUAUUUGCUUUAAGAUGUCGACCAAACUCCACCACACAACCUGUUGCAGAUACCGCACCUUCUGUUCCGACUGUGACAAUCAGCCGACCUUUUGUACUAUUUUCAUUUUAUUUACAUUGCAACUUUGUAACCCGCAAGUAGAUAUUGUGCCACAUUUUGUUAACACCUCUAAAGUGCUGAAAAGUAAAGAAUUCAUUUAACUCUCCAAGCAGUAUUUUGUCUCUUUUUGGGUCUUUUACAGUUUCCAAACAGGAGGGUCAGAUAACCGAUCUCUUCUAUGGUUCUUCAUCUGUCUUUUCUAAGACGUGGGUUAGUUGGACGUUAUACUGCGGAACUGUAAUGAAAUCUCCAUUCUUUAAAAACCUAAACAAGAAGUAGUGUUGUCGUGAUACCUAAAUUAUGACUUCGAUACAAUACCUGACAUACAUAUCUCGAUGCUUGAUACUGAAACGAUACCAUGGCGAAAUCCUAAAAUAUCUGGAAAAGAAAGGACGCAGACCUCCUUCAAGUGU